GAAUCCAGCAUCCCCUGUCGCUUUUUCCCCUCUCUUUCCUCCGGAACCAAAGAGGACCUCCUCGCUUCGCUUCGAAUGGAUUUUUCCAGUCCAAUAGAGAGACUUUUCAGUUUUCAGGACUCUUCCUCGAAAUCCGAAGCCGGAAGGGUUUGAUCUCCAGGAAACACCCCUCUCUCGUGGAUCUCACGGCCUGUUUCCACUUCUCCCCUGCUUUGAUUCGGUUUGAGGUCGGCUGGUUCCUUCUCUACUUGUCUCGUUGACCACCAUUCGUCUGUUGGAAAUCGACUAUCAGGUUGGAAACUUUGAUGUUUAGGGAUUUCUCUAGUUGGGAACGCUGUUUCCGCCCUCUUCUUAUUGUUAAAAGAAGAAAGGUUCGAUUUUGAUUCAUGGAUUUGUGAUCUCCACGGUCUGAUCUUUGGUUCUUCUCAUAGAUUUGGGUGGAGGACGGUCUCCAGCUUUGUUUCUAAGGUGCUUUCCUCGUUGUUACGAGGAAAAAAUAUUUGAUUUCGAUCCAUAUAUGGGCUUGUGAUUUCCACGCAUUUUUUUUUCAGAUUGAUCAUGUUUCUUUUUAAGAUGUUUUUUGGUUGAUUAAUAAAGAUUAAAUAGAAUAUCAUGGCUUUUUACAAGCGAACCGGCAUGAAAGAUGCCGGGUUCCGGCGAAUGCUUCCCCUGGUUCUGGUAGUUCUUUCAGCGGCUGUUGUUCUUAUAUUUUUGCUCAGAACAAUUUAUGAUACUACGGCUUCUUCCAUUUCUGAGGUGCGAGAUUUUCCCGCAUUAGAGGGUGGUGUUGAUCCAGUGGUACUAGAUGUUAAUUUUAAACCGAAGUUGCCAAAAAAGAAUGAGUUAUCCAUUUCUUUGGAGAAAAGGAACCGGCUACCACCUCGGAAUACAGAUCUUUUUCCAAAUUUGUCAAAGGAUCACAUAAAUAUUGUUCUGUAUGUGCACAACCGGCCGCAGUACCUUCAAGUAGUGGUUGAGAGUCUGUCUAAGGUGGAAGGUAUUGGAGAGACGUUGCUGAUCGUCAGCCAUGAUGGGUACUUUGUGGAGAUGGAUAAGAUUGUCCAGAGUAUCAGGUUCUGCCAGGUGAAGCAGAUCUUUGCGCCGUAUUCUCCGCACCUGUUCCCUGAUAGCUUUCCCGGUGUUUCACCAGGCGAUUGUCAUGACAAAGAUGACCCAGUGGAGAAGAAGUGUAAGGGUAAUGCAGAUCAAUAUGGCAAUCACCGCUCUCCAAAGAUUGUGUCACUGAAGCAUCACUGGUGGUGGAUGAUGAAUACUGUGUGGGAUGGUUUGGAGGAGACAAAGGGAUUCUCUGGUCAUAUUUUGUUUAUAGAAGAGGAUCAUUUUAUAUAUCCUAAUGCUUAUCGGAAUAUUCAACUGCUCACAGUGCUGAAGCCACAGAAAUGUGCGGAAUGUUAUGCUGCAAAUUUAGCACCAUCAGAUGUAAACUCAAAGGGUGAAUGGUGGCAGAGUUUGAUUGCUGAGAAGGUGGGCAAUAUUGGUUAUACGUUUAACAGGACAGUUUGGAGGAAGAUCCAUGCAAAGGCCAAGGAGUUUUGCUCUUUUGAUGAUUAUAACUGGGACAUAACAAUGUGGGCAACUGUUUAUCCCUCUUUUGGAACUCCAGUUUACACUCUAAGAGGGCCAAGAAGAAGCGCUGCACAUUUUGGAAAGUGCGGAUUGCAUCAGGGGCAAGGGAAGAGCAGUCCAUGCAGUGACAAUGGCAAGGUGGGUUUUGAUAUAGAAGAAAUUGAUAGGAUUCCUAACAUUAAACCAGAUUGGACAGUACACGUAUUUGAGAAGCAAAGUGGCUAUCAGGCAGGCUUCAAGGGUUGGGGUGGCUGGGGUGAUGAGCGGGACCAUGAUCUUUGUCUGAGUUUUGCAUACAUGUUCCAUGUCACGGAAGCAUCUUCCGUGUGAAGGGGAUGUGCUUAUGCUCUUUUAACAUUUUUUAGCUUGUCUUGGCUGUACGACGUAUCUGAUAUAUACAUGAUUGGAAAAUCAAGAAGACUAAGUUGGUUGAUUGGACAGACCUGACAUACAUGGCCUCUGUGAUUUAUAUGCAUUGGAGAGAUCAAUUUGCACCACCAAAUUGCUCACAUAUGGACCUGUUAUCUUUUUUAUUUUUAUUUUUCCUUUGAACUUAAGAAUGAUGAAGCAUGAGUUGCCUUGUAACCUAAUCAUGAUGUUUGUUCGGAAUGUUAAUAGAUGAAAAACAAGAAGAGCUUUUGGUGAGUCAUCAUUUGGUGGCAUAUUCUGCUACAUGGUGAUGCUUGGUUCUGCCAAUGAAAUCCAAGAAACCAUCUGAAAUGUGGAUUACUUUUUAGAAUUUACAUGUUGCUUCAGGGGGAACAGACUUGGGAAAGUGUUGUGUUGUUCUGUAUUUUUGUUUUUGUUUAGGAAUAAACACUAUUAUCUUGCUGAGAAUCAUUUUAUAUGAUUGUGGUUUUUAUAUUGCA
This is a messenger RNA of Elaeis guineensis (African oil palm), 2456 nucleotides long. The record is from RefSeq and is a predicted model, not a curated record. Lineage: Eukaryota; Viridiplantae; Streptophyta; Magnoliopsida; Arecales; Arecaceae.